Messenger RNA from Helobdella robusta, 2844 nucleotides. RefSeq lists its product as hypothetical. NCBI's taxonomy places the organism in Eukaryota, Metazoa, Annelida, Clitellata, Rhynchobdellida, Glossiphoniidae. Gene Ontology annotation, biological process: peptide hormone processing. Gene Ontology annotation, molecular function: serine-type endopeptidase activity. The transcript is spliced from 15 exons. Gene Ontology annotation, cellular component: Golgi membrane; trans-Golgi network. The coding region runs from base 1 to 2193 and encodes 730 amino acids. The record is from RefSeq and is a predicted model, not a curated record.
AUGAUUCAUGAUAAGACACCAGCCUCUUCAUAUCUCAAUGAGUGGGCCGUUCAGAUCGACGGCAAUGAAACAGUCGCCAAGUCUCUAGCUUCGAAACAUGGAUUUUUCUACAUCACUAGGAUAUUGGAAAAUUAUUACCUCUUUCGACACCCUCGCAUUGCCAAGCGGUCGCUGAGGGAGACGACAUCUGACCACCUCAGUUCGCUGCAACACGAGAACAAGGUAAAGUGGAUAGAGCAGCAGAGAGUUAGGAGGAGAGUGAAGAGGAAUGUCCAUUUCACUGACAACAAGUGGCCGAAGAUGUGGUACUUGAAUGGGGCCGUAAACUUUGACAUGAACUUGUUGCGUGCCUGGGAGGCGGGCUACACCGGCGAGGGCGUCGUCGUAACCGUGCUCGACGAUGGCAUUGAGAAAGAUCACCCCGACCUUCGAAAUAAUUAUGAUGAAGACGCCAGUUAUGACGUCAACGAUCAGGACCCCGACCCCCAGCCAAGAUACGAACACUCCAACGAAAAUAGACAUGGAACGAGAUGUGCUGGUGAAAUUGCAGCAGAGGCCAACAAUGGAAUCUGCAGCGUCGGCAUUGCUUAUCGCUGUAGGAUCGGUGGCGUUCGAAUGCUGGAUGGUGAUGUUUCUGAUGCUGUGGAGGCACAAUCCCUCACACUGCACCCCCACUACAUUGACAUCUUCAGCAUUUCUUGGGGCCCGGACGAUGACGGCAAGACAGUGGAUGGCCCUGGACCCCUUGCUAGGAAGGCCUUCUCUGACGGGGUUCUCAUGGGUCGCAAGGGCUUGGGUUCAAUAUUUAUCUGGGCUUCAGGGAAUGGAGGGAAGGAGGGGGAUGGAUGCAACUGUGAUGGAUACACCAACAACAUUUACACACUUUCUAUCAGUAGUGCCACCGAAACUGGACAGGUACCUUGGUAUUCAGAAGCCUGCUCCUCGACACUGGCCACAACAUUCAGCAGCGGCACAAAUACGGAUAGACAGAUCGUCACAACGGAUCUGAGGAAAGGAUGCACCGAAGGACACACAGGGACCUCUGCUAGCGCUCCAUUGGCUGCCGGCGUUUGCGCCCUCGUUCUUCAGGCCAACUCUGGACUGACAUGGCGCGACCUGCAGUACAUUAUCGUCCUAACUGCCCAGCCCAACAAUCUCCUGGCAGAGGAUUGGCAGACCAAUGGAGUCGGAAAGUUGGUGAGUCAUUAUUUUGGAUACGGUCUGCUGGACGCGCACACGAUGAUCAGGCUGGCCCUCAACUGGUCCAACGUCCCAGAACAACAUAGGUGUGAAAUCGUCUCCAAAAAUUCACACCGGAACAUUCCGAUGUACAGCCAGAUUGAGAACAUUUUAUACAGCGAUGGAUGCCACGAUGACAAGUUGCAUCACGUGCAGUACCUCGAACACGUCAUCGUCACUAUCACCUUGACCUCGACCAGGAGGGGCGAGUUGGAAGUCUACAUCACUUCUCCCAGGGGUACCAGAUCGACCUUACUGGCGCGCCGACCAGUGGACUCAUCGGCAGAGGGAUUCAACAAUUGGUCCUUCAUGACGACACACUGUUGGGGCGAAACUUCCGAGGGCGCCUGGAAACUGGAAGUUAAGAAUUCAGGAAGUUACGCGAAACUGGUCAGUUGGUCGUUGGUGCUGCAUGGCACGGAGUACUAUCCAUUGUUGUCUUCUUCACCAGGAAUCUCAUAUGCGUUCAAAAAAUUCAAAGAGAAGAGAGCGACAUUAAGACCUUGGCCGUACAACUACAACAACUACCACUCUCCUUACAACAACUACAACAUGCACAAUAGCAUCAACAGUCACAACAUCAACAACAUCAACAACAAUUACAACAACGCAAUCCGCAACAACAGACUUUCAUUAUACUACAACAAAAAGAAGCACAGGCUAUCCGACUCACCUCACCACCACCAUCACCACCACCACCACCAUCGUCAGCAUCAUAAUUAUCGGGAUUAUUAUCAUAACUCGUGCGGCAAAUCACCGUCAUCACUACUAUUACAAUCGUUCAUGUUUUUCAUGCUAAUGGCGUUUCUUUUAUCACCAUCAUCGUCUUCAUCAUCAUCAUCUUCAUCUUCUUCAUUAUCAUCAUCAUCUCCACUCUCAGCAUUAUUAUCCUCAUCACCACUACAAUCACUACCACCAUCGCCAUCUUCAUCAUCGUUGUUGUUACUUAGAUAGUUUUGCAUGUGCGCGCCUAUUGCGUUCGUUCGGUAUGUUCACGCACACAAACACACAAACACACACGUACACAUAAACGCAUGAGAACAAAAACGUUUAUUAUGCGUUUGCACAUAUAGUAAUUUUCACAUAAAAACAUGCAUAUAAAUUUUCAUCAGUGUAUAUAUUUUUUUAAGUUGCUGGUAUGUAUAUGUAUCUAUGUAUAAAUACGUUCGUGUGCGUGCGUGUGUGCGUGUGCAUAUGUGUACGCUGUGAAUGUGCGGGUUUAUUACUGUAAUUUCAUUUUUUCCCUUCAUUUUGUAUUAAUUAAUAUUCCACCUGGUUCCAUCUUUAUUGAAAUCUAUCAUGCUAUAUUUAUAUAUACGUAUGCGCAUGCCACGCACACAUGCACCACACACACACACACACGCACACACACUCACACACGCACGCACAUACACAUAUAUAUAUACAUACACGUAUACGUGUGUAUCUUGUUCAUCCAGCUGAUGUACAUUUGUUCAAUUUGAGAUUUAAUUACAAAAAAAAUGUUGAUAGGUUUUUUUGAGGAAAGUCAUUUUUAACCAUUAAAAAAUUCAGUAUUAUUAUUAUAAUUAUUAUUUUUAUUAUUUUAUUAUAUAUAUAUAUAUAUAUAUAUAUAUAUAUAUAUAU